Molecule: messenger RNA, 816 nt
Organism: Acanthamoeba castellanii str. Neff
Lineage: Eukaryota; Discosea; Longamoebia; Acanthamoebidae
Exons: 6
Coding region: 1-816 (271 amino acids)
Source: RefSeq, a predicted model, not a curated record
AUGUCGCAAGCAGCUGCUGAGCAGUUUGCAAGGAGCUUGCGGGUCCUCGACGGCAUCUACGCCGAGGUGAGCGGCGACGAACGAUACCUGGUCCAUUCUUCAACCACACAACACGAUUCGUGGAUCAUCUCCGUGACCGAUCUCAGCGAGGGCCUCUGGGAGAAGGAAGUGUUCUUUGAGGAGAUGCAGCACCAGAAGAAGAUGCUUGGAUUUGGCAAGGAGUCGUGGAAAGAUUUUCUCUCUCGGCUGGUGGAGGCGUUGCAGUCGGACAGCCUCUUUGUGGGACUGAACGACAACGAGCAAAUGAAGUUCACGGCCUGGUGCUACUGCAACGGGAAACAAAUUUCCUACACCUACACGCUCCUACCGGGCGAAACGGACGAGAUCAAGUCCAAGGUGGCCGACAUGGUGUUUGACCUCCUCGCCUUCGCUCGGCGGAAACGCAAGUCCGAACUAGAGGCCCACGAGUUGCUGUCGCAAGUGGAGAAACACAGGGAAGAUCGAACAGAGACCACGCUGACGUCAUCUCAGCCGUCCUCCCAGUCGUCCUCGCAAACCAUGCCCUGCACUUUAUCGACGUCCAGCGGAGGAGCCACUUCCUUCAAGAGAUCGUCAGAAUCGACGUACGAGAUGGCGGAGCCCGCGGCCGUGGCCAAUACAGUUCCGAACAAGGCGCAGGCCAAGGGCGCGAAGAGGAAGCAAGGCUUCUCCCUCGUCAACCCUCGCGUAAAGAGGUGGUACGGAGAAAAGGGCGCUCGCAUCGGCUCGAACCAAGCACCACCUAACAAGCUCGCGCCUCCCGCCGUUGACGACUAA